Hemibagrus wyckioides is the source of this 5432-nucleotide messenger RNA. It is a transcript of the gene mideasb, whose product is annotated as mitotic deacetylase associated SANT domain protein b. NCBI's taxonomy places the organism in Eukaryota, Metazoa, Chordata, Actinopteri, Siluriformes, Bagridae. Gene Ontology annotation, biological process: negative regulation of DNA-templated transcription; regulation of transcription by RNA polymerase II. The record is from RefSeq and is a predicted model, not a curated record. Gene Ontology annotation, cellular component: transcription regulator complex; histone deacetylase complex. Bases 691 to 4059 code for a protein of 1122 amino acids. Gene Ontology annotation, molecular function: transcription corepressor activity. The transcript has 13 exons.
ACUGGAGCUGAAACAGAAAUGUGUUGUUCGAUAUAGUGAUUAUGGACUGCGCCUUAAGAAAAAAAAAAGCCCGAAGACGUGUAUGCAGAUAAACGCAACCAGGGUGCACUUUUCUAACAUCUGGUGGCUCUUUGUUUUUGCACAGAAGCUGUCCGAUUUCUACACGGAAUCCUCUUUAUCUUUGCGAAAGUCUACCUCUUGAGUAACACGGGAGUGAGGUCAGCAUAGCAUGACUCAACCUUGGAUGUGCAUGCAGUCAUUUCUGGGCUAUUGCUUUCCCAGCUUGGCGCAUGGACACACUGGAGUUUUUCUCUCAGCGAUCCCUGGAGAAAGCGGUCGUCAUCCAUGAAAACACAACGGAAGUCAAGUUCCAGAAGUUUCAGAUUGCCUUGAUUCACUAGGAGUAGAAGACAACUAGGUACAAAGGAAAGCAAUAGACAUGUUUGAGGGUCUGAUAGUUGACACUGUGAUUUCUGCUAAUGGGAUGUUUUGCAUUUUAAAGCUGACUUCCAUUCCAACUAUGCUUAGCAGAUUUGGAUGACCACAGACUGUUUAAAAACCUCUAACUACAUUUGUGAAAAAAGAGGGACAGAUUAAUUACACUGGAGAGAGCCUGGUGUGGUUUGGAGAUUUGAACUCUUCUUUACCCUGUCACGAGCUCACUCCAGCCCUCACUUACCAUCCUUAUUCAUGAUAGUCAUGAGUUUGCCAGCUCAACAGAAAGCCAACACAAAGAGGACAGGCAAACGCAUCACUUUCUUUAACGACCAGGGCGUUGCAAUGAAAGAAGCUUCUCAGCGCUCAGAGAACUCCUACUAUGGCAUGGGGGCCCCUCCCUCAGAGUCAGGCCACAAUGAGGGUGCGGGUGUGGAAAGCUCCACUGCUGAUGCACCACAUAUGUUUCUCAAUUCUGUCAUUUUCAGCCCAGAGAAGGGCAACCAGAACCGAGGCCAUUACCAAAAUACAAUGCCAAUGAAAUGGACACACCAGGAGCUAUCCCAGCAACCUCAGCAGAGACCUACAGGCUGGUCUCAGGGUGUCACAACGACAACUUGGGCUCAGACUUAUACUCCAUACUUGGGAGCACAGACUGGUUUAGUAAAGCAGGUACCUGAAAGUAUUGCAAUACCGCAGCAGCAGCCUGCCUCCAUUAGGAUGGCGGAAAAGCAACAACAGGGACCUAACACGGGUGGAGAAACUUUUAGAGAUGCUUCUAAAGGCCUGGACUGGGAACAGCAGCCACAAGCCUUUCAGCAGGGUCACAAACCUGCUUUUUUCAAUCCCCAGCAGAAUGUGACAUCCACCACAGGGAGCACAUCUGUGCUUCAGCCCUUUCAGUUAGCUUUUGGGCAGCCUAGGCAAAACUUGGCAGCAGGCUAUUAUCAGGUAUUCCAUGGUAACAGAACCUUGCAAAAUGUGAAUUUUGUCAACAGCACCCAAACAAACCCCCAAAAUCGAAUUCAGCAGCAACUUCAGCAGCAGCAACUUCAGCAACAGCAGCAACAGCAGCAGCAAAUCCAGAGACUGAUCCAUAAUCAGCAAAUUCAGCAACAACAAAAAAUACUGCAACAUCAACAACAGUCACAACAACUCGCGCCAUCGCAACAGACGCAACCACAGCAGCAGGUACAGCAUUUAAACCAGAUCCAGCAGCAGCCAAUACAAAUGCCAACGCAGAUACAAAAACAACAGCAAGCACAGCCACUACAACAGCAAUUGCAGCAACACGUGCAAAAAUCUCAGCAACAGCAAGUGCAACAGCCGCAAUCACUAAAUCAGCAAAAAGCCGAACAACUACAAAAGCUGCCACAGAAUCAGCAAGUAGUGGAAUAUUCUUCUGCUGGCACACAACUGCAGUCACUUUCUCAACCCAAUCAAUCAACAGGGCAAUCCCAGGACACACCUGAAUCAGCACAGCCCCAGGAUAAUGCUCCUGAGUGCCGUCCUGUUCUUCCUCAGGCAUCCGCUGAGACACAACAACCUGGACCACGGAGGUCUCGGCGCCUCUCCAAAGAGGGUGGAGGACAGGUAACAGAGAAUCCCUCCCUCAUGCCUGCUGAGCAACAGACUCUGGGCUCUCAUAAUGGAGGCACUGAAGCAAGGGAGGCUGGAGCCAAGCAGGCCAUCCGAGCAGCGCCUACUGGGGUCAUCCAGAGCACGCGGCGAAAGAGGAGGGUUUCCCAAGAGGCCAAUCUGGAGACAUUGGCUCAGAAGGCCUCCGAGAUGGAGUGCUUACCUUCACACACAGUCAAGGAGUCUCACAGGUCCUGGAGCCCCCCGGCAUCAGGUCCUGGUCGAGGGGUUGGAGAGCUGGAGGGUUUGAGUGCCAAACGUGUGAGAGAUGAGAACCUGGUGCCUCUGGUCAUCCCAGUGUCGGUUCCUGUAAGGCGGGCAGACCCCAUGUCUUUGGACCAGGAGCAAAGCUCUCCGUUACCCAGCUGGUCCCAGCGGCCCAGUGAUCCAAACCGGACUGACCACAAACCCUCUGUCAUUGUCACGCGCCGGCGCUCGCUACGCAACUCUCUGUCUGAGAGCUCGAGUCAGAACGGUGGAGCUGAGCUCGGUGGCGAUGUAGAUGGCAAAUCGUCCAAGGCGAAACGACGUCCUCGGCCGGAGCCGCUCUUCAUCCCUCCGCCCAAAGUGAGCACGCUGAUUGCGCCACCCGUUUACUCCAGCAUCACACCCUACCAAAGCCACCUCCGCUCACCAGUAAGGCUGGCUGAUAACCCGCUCACGCUGCCCCCUUACACCCCUCCACCCAUCCUCAGCCCUGUGAGAGAGGGCUCAGGCCUUUACUUCUCGACCAUCCUCUCUGCUGCUGCGGCUGUCGCAGGAACACAGGGCCUACCGCCGCCCGCUACGCCCAAAUCAGCCACUCGUAGCCUUCUUCGCUCUAACAGCACUGAGAUUACGCCUCCUGUGUUGUCUGCUAUGAGUGAGGCUACUCCUGUCAGCGUUGAGCCGCGGAUAAACAUUGGACAGAGAUAUCAGGCGGAGGUGCCUGAGCUGAAGGAACGCUCUGCUGCGCAGCUCGACCCACACAAGGCUGAGCUGGUGUGGGCGCCACUGCCUGAGAUGGAGUCCAAAGGCCAGCAGCAGGAGCGAGUGAGUGACCUCAUGCACCUGGCCUGCUCCAGUGCACUGUGUGGAGGAGGGACCAAUCAGGAGCUGGCCAUGCACUGUCUCCACGAGUGCAAGGGUGAUAUCAUGGGAGCCCUUGCCCUUCUUCUGUUGAAAAACCCCAUCUUUCCCAAAUCUCACCCUCUGGCAGAUUACCACUACUCUGGCUCAGACAACUGGACACCUGAGGAGAGACGCUUCUUCAACAGGGGCAUCUCCACCUACAAGAAGGACUUCUUCAUGGUGCAGAAAAUGGUAAACUCUAAGACGGUGGCGCAGUGUGUGGAGUUCUACUACACCUAUAAGAAGCAGGUGAAGAUCGGCAAGAAUGGCACGCUUCUCUAUGGUGAAGCAGAGCCUCCUGAAACACGGCCCACAGAGGAGGAGGUGGACUAUAAAGGUUCACAAAGAUUUGAUAUGCGAAAGGAAGAGGAAGAGGACAGGAAGUGGGAGGUACCAGGGGACAGGAAGCGAGAGAGCAGCCCUGACAGGGUGACACAAUGUCUACAGGCCAGUGAAAGUACUGGUGCAGUACUGGUUUUAAGGAAUCAGGAGGAUGGACGACGGGAGCAUCCAGCGGUUGCGGUUAGCCACGCCCCCACAGUGCCUCCCAAGCCCCGACCUGAGAGCACGGUGCGGAAGAGCGGCGUUGGAACAAAAGGCUCUGUAGUACCAGAGGGAGAAUUUCCCUGCAAGAAAUGUGGAAGGAUAUUCUAUAAGGUGAAAAGCCGGAGCGCUCACAUGAAGAGCCAUGCUGAGCAGGAGAAGAAAGCGGCGGCUCUCAGGCAGCGGGAGGCCGAGGAACGUGCUGCAGCCGCCGCAGCGGCUUUAAUGGCCGCUCAACAGAAUGGAUCUCGAGGGGAACAAGCAGCGCGGCGAGCCAGCAGCGAGGACUCCUCAGAUGAGGAAGACUCCACAGACGAUGAAGACUGGCACUAGCAAAUACUUGCUUUUCCUGCAUGGUGCAGCUGGGACACUUCUUUAACAUGACCUGAUACACUGGUCUGUGUGGGGAAGAGUAACGUGGAGAUGGAACAUAAAAGCCUUCAGGGACUGUCUUACUCCCUCAAUGUGUGUGUUUGUAUGUGUGUGUGCGCAUGUGCUAGAGUGUGAGUGUCCAAGAGAAACAUUCAGGGUUUCUCAUUCAGACAUAGGGCUAUAGGGAGUACAAGCCAAGGGGUGGGUGGGUGUGUGUGUGUGUGUGUGUCUGUCUGUCUCAGAGAGUUUGUGUCAAAGAGAUGCAUUCAGCAAGUGUUUCUCAUUCAGACAUAGGGCUACAUGGAGUAUAAGCCAAGAGUGUGUGUGUGUGUGAGAGGGAGGGGAGAGAGAGGGAGAGUGAGUAAGAGAGAGAGAGAGAAUGUGUGUAUGUGUGGUUAGGGGCAGUACCAAACACUGUCCUUUGACACUUUCAGACCCCCACUUUCAGACACACACUGGGUGCAGCCCAGGAAUUCCACCUGCUUCCCCUGCCCAUCUUCCUAUCACAGACUCGCUUCACCCCUUUAUUACCCGCUGUGACUCACACCUCCAUGCAUUCAGUGCUCUGGACACUGCAGGACUUACAAACCGGCAAAGACGGAGGACGGACUAAAGUCCUCCUUUUGAUUUUUCUAAAUGAAAUCUGUGUUUGUGACUCUUACGGUCGACUGCCAAAAGCUUGCACAGCUGUAUUUGUGUACUUUUUAUUUUUUAUUUUUUGUUUGUUUUUUGUAGUGCCGUAAUUUUGGCUUUGGUGUUUUUGUUACGUUUACUUCUGGUCACCUCGCUGAUGCCUUGGAUGUUUUUGACACUUUUAAUCGUGACAUGACAAUCAAUUUUACAAAGGUUCUUUUUAUAUAUCCAACAAAGUAUCAUUGUUUUUGAUAUAUUCCUUAUUAUUAAUAUUAUUAUUGUUGUUAUAAUUGUUAUCCUUAUUAGUGUCAUUGUACUGUUUUAUUGUUUAUGGGUAAGGUAACUUUUUUUUUUUUUGUUUGUUUUGAAGUUUUUUUUAUCAUUUAGCUGUUUAGUUUAUUUAAGACUUUUGCUACCUGUGUUUGCAGUUUGUAAAGCUUCUCUAAGGUGUCAGGCAGGAAAAGACAGAACCCCGAGGGUGAAAGUGCAAUAGAACAAUUUGAAAUAUUGAUGCAAAUGUGCUGCCACUCCUCCCUCCUCCUCCUCCUUCUUCAUUCCCUGUCCAUCUCCAUCAUAAUCUUAACCUGAACUGAACCCUAAUGCAGCCUUGAUUGAACAAGAUCAUUUGAAGAUAUUUAUUGUUAAUGUUAUUUUUCUUGGGGGGGAAAGAACAAAUGUGUUUGAGUGGCUAAAGAAUGAUG